This is a messenger RNA of Triticum dicoccoides, 5104 nucleotides long. Its product is annotated as transcription termination factor MTEF18, mitochondrial-like. NCBI's taxonomy places the organism in Eukaryota, Viridiplantae, Streptophyta, Magnoliopsida, Poales, Poaceae. Gene Ontology annotation, molecular function: double-stranded DNA binding. The record is from RefSeq and is a predicted model, not a curated record. Bases 74 to 1828 code for a protein of 584 amino acids. Gene Ontology annotation, biological process: regulation of DNA-templated transcription. The transcript has 5 exons.
AGUACAGUACAUACAGUCUGACAAACCCUAACCCCUCGGGCCGAAAUCCCCUGGCCCUGGCUCAAGGAGAGCAAUGGCGUGGAGCAGGACAGCACACCGGCGCAGCGCCGUCAUGCCACUCUUACGCGCCGCGCUGCGCCGCUUCCUCUCCACGGAGUCUUCGGGGUUCCCGAAGCUACGGAACCUUCCGUACCGACUCCGCCGCGCCGCCGUCCCCGCUGCGCGCACCGCCGUCUCCGACUACCUCAUCUCAACGCGCUGCCUCCCCUCCUCCCACGCCGACUCAAUCACUGCGCUUGCGCCGUGCUCCCUCCACACCUUCCUCGCCGGCAUCCCAGCCGUGCCCAGUACGCUCCCCUCCUCCGACCUCCCCUCCCUCCUCCGCCGCCACCUCUCCUACCAUCCGCUCAACGAGCUUCCCUUCUUCCUCGAGUCCAUCGGCUUGCCCCCUUCCACCGAUUCCGAUCUCAUGUUCCUCACCGACCAUCCGUCCCUCCUCCCCACCGUUGCCGCGCUCGCGCAUUUCGGCUUCCCGUGGUCCCGUCUUGGCCUGCUAUUCCCCAAUGUCCUCCUCCAAGUCCCUCCCGACCUCAUCUCCGCCCGCCUUGUCGCCCUCGAGGAAAGCCUCCGUCCGCUGCCGCGUGCUGCGAUUAUCGCUGCCUGCCUCUCUUUCCCCUUGCUUAUUGAGAACGAUCUCUCCAGCAGUGCCCCCCUUGUCGAUGAUCUUAUGAGGGCGUAUGGAGGAUUGGGUCCGGAUUUGGGGGCUAGCAAUGACAUUGAUGUGUUCUUGCGAGUGUGCGGCAGGAUGCAGAUGUUCUACGAUGCUGGGAUGAAGGUUGGGAGCAUCGGGGGGCUUGUUGGGUGCAAUCAGAGGGUUUUUCUUGAGCUUAAGGAGGAGCGGAUUGGUGAGAGGUUGAAAUUCUUCAAGAGGCUGGGGCUGCCAGGGGAGGAGGCAGGGAGCUUCUUACUGAGCAAUCCUGGGGUUUUGGAUCUUGAUUUUGAUGAUGUGGUGAUCUCAGUGCCAGAGUACCUGAGGAGAGUUGGGUUGGCAAAUGACGAGGUUGAUGUGGCGGUGAAGAAGCACCCGUAUGUGGUUGGGAGGAACAGAUUGGAGAACCUCCCUGGUGUGCUGCGUGCAAUGGGACUGAGUCAUCGAUUCCUGGAGAAGAUUUCUGGUGGCGGUGAGAGCUUGCGGUAUUUAUCACCAGAUUUCGUCUUGGAGGAUGCUAGUUAUGAUAUGGAGGUGGAGAGAGCAUUCUCAGACAGAAUGGUUAAGGUGAAGGUGGAGAUGAAUGCACAGCAUGUGGACACCAAGCUUGAGUUCUUGAAGAGCAUUGGGUAUGGUGAGAACAAAAAAACCGCACACAUACUUCCUGUUCUGCACAGCACUCGGGAAAUGCUGAAUGAGCGAUUUGACUACCUCCUGGAAAGAGGGGUGGAGUACAAGAUGCUGUGUCGGAUCGUGAGUGUGUUCCCAAAGGUGCUGAACCAGGGCAAGGAGAUGCUCAAUGAAAAGUUGAACUACAUGACUCUGGAUCUGGGAUACUCUUUGGAGUAUCUUGAUUGCUUCCCAGCAUUACUGUGCUUUGAUUUGGAGAACCGGGUCAAGCCUAGGUAUGCAAUGCUUCGGUGGCUCCAAAGUUAUGGUCUUUUUAAAAGACCAUUAGCGCCUGCAACUGUGCUUGCUAACUCAGAGAAGAGGUUCAUUUCCAACCUCUACAAUAUGCAUCCCGCAGCGCCGAAGCUGUGGCUUGAGUGCUUCUCUUCAAGAAUACACAUGGAAUAUUACCUCAAGAAUAUACAGUCCCAGCAUCCAGAUAAUGAAUAAUUAGCUAUUGAAUUAUAUUGGCAUGAUUAUCAGAGCCGGAGGUACAGAGGAUUGUCAUCUCCAAUUGUGGCAUGCUUUCCCUCAGAAGGAUUAUGGCCAAUCGUUAUCUAUCUAUGAUACAAGAUAGAGUCAAAAGGGAAAACAUGGUAUUCUCUGAUACAAGUUCAUGGCACCUUGGAUUGGAUCCAUAUGGUGCAUACCAGGAACAAAAAUUUCUUAUGGUCCAAAGAUUCGAGUGGAGGUAUAAAUAGGUAUUUAUCUGCAGAGGUGUGUUUACGUAAUUAGUUCGGUAUGUACCUUUCUAUUUCAUAUCCCACACAUCUGUUAACACCUUAUAUGGUUCCAUUCUGUAGGUUGCACUAUCCACUCUUUGAGUGAUUGCAGGUAAUCUACAAUAUUCAUAAAGCUUAAUCGGAAACCAUAGGUGUGAGGGUUACCUUUCAAAUACAUAUUGUGAUCGUUGAAAACUCUCCGUGUAGACUUGGUACUGUUCGCUCUGGUGUUCCAUGGCAGUGUGCAACAUCUAUUGGAUGAUACAAAUGUGUGUUCCCUGCUCUCUUUUUUUGGCAGAAUGUUCUGUUAAGUUUUGAAUAAUAAUAUCCUAAAUAAUUUGGAUAAAAGAUAGUUUGAUGCGUGCAUGUGUAAUAAAUCCAUAUAUUGUUUUGAGAAAUGUUUAAAUCAAUUUAUGCUGCAUUGUUGCCAUCUAAUUUUUAAAUCCUUGGUUUUUUAGCCAGAAGGGGGGCAUGGGCGCAGCGGUAAAGCUGUUGCCUCUUGCAGGUUCGAGUCCUGGAAACAGCCUCUUGCAUAAAUGUAGGGAAAGGCUGUGUAAAAAAGACCCAAAGUGGCCAGACCCUGCGCAAGCGGGAGCUACUCAGCUACGUGCUCCGGGCUGCCCCGUUUUUUUAGUUUUUAGCCAAAACUGUAGAAAUUUCUCUUGCUAUAUUUUCAUUGUGUUGUUUCUAUUACUUAUGUUUAUAUUCUCUUGCUAUCCUGCAUUUCUAAUAUCCAGAUUGACAAUCACUAAAAUUUGUACAGAGAGUAAAAGUAGCUAUACACACUUAGGUCUUACUCUGCAAGUAACCGAACAAAUGAGCAGUUGAUUUCUUAACUGAAGAAAUCACUAUUACCAUUUUAAAUGCUUACCGUUUUCUUCCCUUGGUGGUGCUUACGAAACGGUAACAGCAAAAACCAAGUGACAUGAGGCAGAAAGAAGAAGACAUUCCUGCAUCAGGUUGAGCAUUACAAAUCCCUGCUAUCUGAAUGUGAAGUCAAGACAAAGUCCAAGGUGGAGGAGCUGCAAAAAAAUAACAUCCUGCAGGUGACAAAAAAAGGCGAUAUUUCCUUGCAAUUCCUCCUUUCAAGCUAAAGAGUGCACUUUCUUAGGCUGUCAUUAGUUUUCACCGGGUCAUACUUACUCCAUGACACCAGGCCAUGGUCUUAUCAAAAUGAGGAGUGUGAAAGAAUUCUUAGGCCAGAGUUGUUGUAAGAGAUCAGUGUUCACGUCCCCGCUUCGACCUUUAGGACUGGUAAUUUGGCAAGAUCUAGAAUCGGGGUUUACUACUUGAAAGUCCAUGGAUUUCGACCACAAUGCCGCCGCCGCCGCCGCCGACGGGCUUCCGUUCUCCAGCAAGAACACCUACCAUCUCCUCAUCGGACAGCCCAACCACGACAUUAGCACCCAUCUCAUUUUGGCAACCCGUGUCCCCAUCAAGGUGCAGGUCUUCGCCUGGCUACUCUUCAAGGACCACCUCAACUCCAAGGUGACCUCUUCCACAAGACCAUCGCCCCUGACACCAUUUGCACCGGGUGUGGUGUAUGGUUGUGUCGUUUUCCAUGAGAUGGAAUCCUUGUGUUGGCUGAGCUUAACUUCCUGAAGGGCGAUCCAUAGAUGGUGGAUUUGCAGCUGAGUUGCAAGGUGACCCUGUGCAUAACUUGCAUCAAUGCUCCGUUCAGGUGCCCUCUGAAACCAGCAACGUCUUCCCGCGACUCAGCUUUAAAAAAAAAUGAAGGCACAAUCUCCAUUGGGGCUUUGCCAUGCAGCCAUCUAGAGAUCUAGAAGCUCGUCUUCUUUUCAUUCCGAGAUGUAUGUUUGGUGCAAGCAUCAAAGAGACAUUGAUCUGUGAUGUCGCCAGGGAUAGCAGCGUCAUGCCAUGGCUUGGCUUGGAAUGAUCUGUCCAACUGAACAAGUGCCAACGCAGUGGCAAAGCCUUGCUAAAUUUGUGGAGAUCCAGAACACCUAGCGCUGAAGCUUGACCUACUACUUGUAUGAUGAUGCGGGGUGCAUAUAUUUUAGUUGGGCGACAUGGAGGAGUUUGAUUAUACAUUGCCUAUUUGACUGGUGGUACUAGUGCAUUGAAGAACUAGUUCACACACUAUUGUUCUACAAUCAAGUAAAUCAAAAGUAUGCAGUAUUGUAUUUCUGGGGGAGCAAUUGAGCAUCAGUCUCUGCAGGAACGUCAGGGUACAAGGAUGGAUGGGAUCGGAGGAUAAUUGGUGCCACAGCUUUAAAAAACACCGACCUCGGAGACAAUAAAGUUGAGAGGGAUACAUCAGGGCAAUACAUUUCUGUAUCUGGGUAUAAUGAGAUGCAAAGUACCCUUGAGUCUUGUCCACUCUCCUAAAUGAAACUGGAGAUGUGUGAUAUAGGACCGAGCACACUUGGGGCUACAUCCAUUCCUGAGGCCUUGUUUGGUGGAGGAGGUUUGGAGAGGAAUAUCCUCACAGGGUUCAAAAUCCUCAGAAAUCCUUGUCAGCCCAUUUGACACUUAGGGAUUGAGCAGGCCAAUCCUCUCCGUUCCCCAUGAAUCCCUCUCAAUCCAUGUGGUACAGAAAACCCCCCAAGACACCCAUGGAACUGGACGCUUGCUUUGCUGCUGCUGUUGUAGGAGGUUUAACCAGAUACAGGAGUUUAUAUAGAGGAGUUUAUGAGAGGGGAGGGAUUAGUGGGGAAUUGAGAGGAUUGGAUGGAAGAGAAAGAUGAACCAAAUCCCCUUAGAUCCCUCUCCACUCCGGGGCUGCAAAACCUGCCUGUCAAACGAGGCCUGAAGGUCUGACAGAGGAAAUGUGUGGUGGCAACAUGAGAGUUUGAAGCACAUGAAAAUGAUGUGUGCUUGACUUGGGAUUAUCAGGCUUAACGAAAAAUCAAGGCAGAAGCAACUUUCUACCGCAACAUUUUUUAGGAACAUAGGUGUACUACAGAUUUCUAGGCUUCGGUACCUGAUGUAAAUGUUGGAAAUAUUAGCACUUUUCCGAUUAGAUUUAUCCACAAGUAAACAG